Molecule: messenger RNA, 3225 nt
Organism: Aspergillus chevalieri
Lineage: Eukaryota; Fungi; Ascomycota; Eurotiomycetes; Eurotiales; Aspergillaceae
Gene: ILS1
Product: isoleucine--tRNA ligase ILS1
Exons: 2
Coding region: 1-3225 (1074 amino acids)
Biological process (GO): isoleucyl-tRNA aminoacylation
Molecular function (GO): tRNA binding; isoleucine-tRNA ligase activity; ATP binding
Source: RefSeq, a predicted model, not a curated record
AUGUCUGUUGAUUUUCCGGCUGAGGAGGAGAUUGUUCUCCAGCGGUGGAGAGAAAUCAACGCCUUCCGCAGGCAAGUUGAGCUCUCUGAGGGCCGCAAACCCUACACCUUCUACGAUGGCCCCCCAUUCGCAACGGGUCUUCCUCACUACGGUCACUUGCUGGCCUCGACCAUCAAAGAUAUUAUCCCCCGCUAUUGGUCGAUGAAGGGUCACUAUGUCGAGCGGCGAUUCGGUUGGGAUACCCACGGCGUGCCGAUUGAGUACGAAAUCGAUAAGAAGCUGGGCAUGUCGGGAUUGGAGGCUGUCGAGAAGCUGGGAAUUGAGAAGUACAACGAGGAGUGCAGAGCCAUUGUUAUGAGAUAUGCCUCUGAGUGGCGUGAGACAGUCGAAAGACUCGGUCGUUGGAUUGAUUUCGACAACGACUACAAGACAAUGAACACCGGCUUCAUGGAAUCCGUGUGGUGGGUUUUCAAGCAGCUCUUUGACAAGAACCUGGUCUAUCGGGGCUUCCGUGUCAUGCCUUACUCGACUGCACUAAACACCCCGCUGAGCAACUUCGAAGCUCAACAAAACUACAAGGACGUUCAGGACCCUGCCGUGGUUGUGACCUUCCCUCUCCGAGACGACCCCGAAACCUGCUUGCUUGCCUGGACUACCACCCCCUGGACCUUGCCCUCCAACACUGGUGUCGCUGUGAACCCCAACUUUGAAUAUAUCAAGAUCCUUGACGAGGCUUCCGGGAAGCACUACAUUCUGCUCGAGUCUCUGCUCCGCACUAUUUACAAGGACCCCAAGAAGGCCAAAUUCAAAAUUGUCGACCGUAUCAAGGGAGCUGACAUGAAGGACUGGAAGUACGAGCCGCUCUUUGAUUACUUCUGGGAGGAAUUCAAGGAUCACGGUUUCCGAGUGUUGAAUGCCGAAUAUGUCACUGCUGAUGAUGGUACUGGUGUUGUCCACCAGUCUCCUGCAUUUGGUGAAGACGAUUACAACGUUGCCGUCAAAUCGGGUGUCAUCGACGAAAAGCGGGUCCCACCGAACCCUGUGGACGAAAGGGGUCUUUACACCUCCGAGGUCCGGGACUUUGUCGGUCAACAUGUCAAGGCUGCUGACAAGAACAUCAUCAAGCACCUCAAAGCAACUGGUCGGCUUAUUGUCGACAGCCAGAUUACUCACAGUUACCCCUUCUGCUGGCGCUCCGACACUCCUCUGAUCUAUAGAGCUGUGCCCUCUUGGUUCGUCAAGAUCCCCCCUAUCAUCCCUGACAUGCUGAAGGGCAUCGAGGAAUCCCACUGGGUGCCGUCGUUUGUCAAGGACCGCCGGUUCUCCAGCUGGAUCCAGAAUGCUCGAGACUGGAACAUUUCCCGGAACCGAUUCUGGGGUACUCCCCUCCCAUUGUGGGCCAGUGAGGACUUCAAGGAGAUUGUUGCCAUCGGCAGUGCUCAGGAGCUCAAGGAGCUCAGUGGAUAUGAAGGAGAGUUGACCGACCUUCACCGUGACAAGGUGGACAAUAUCACCAUCCCCAGCAAGCAGGGAAAAGGUGAACUUCGCCGUGUGAGCGAGGUAUUUGACUGCUGGUUUGAGUCUGGAAGCAUGCCGUAUGCGUCUCAGCACUACCCAUUCGAGAACAGGGAGCAGUUUGAGAAGGGCUUCCCCGGUGAUUUCAUUGCGGAAGGUUUGGACCAGACUCGCGGUUGGUUCUACACCCUGACCGUCCUGGGAACUCAUUUGUUCGGUAAACUCCCGUUCAAGAACUGUGUCGUGAAUGGCAUUGUCCUGGCUGAGGACGGCAAGAAGAUGUCGAAGAGAUUGAAGAACUACCCCGACCCUUCCCUGAUCAUGAAGCGUUACGGUUCGGACUCUCUUCGUCUGUAUAUGAUCAACUCUCCUGUUGUCCGCGCUGAGCCUCUCCGGUUCAAGGAAUCCGGCGUCAAGGAAAUUGUCGCCAAGGUCCUGCUUCCAUUAUGGAACAGUUACAAGUUCUUUGAGGGCCAGGUCGCUCUUAUCAAGAAGGCGGAGGGCAUCGAUUAUGUCUUCGACCCCAAGGCAGGAGCGACGAACACCAACGUCAUGGAUCGCUGGAUCCUGGCAAGUUGCCAGAGUCUUCUCAAGUUUGUCAACGAGGAAAUGGCAGGCUACCGUCUGUACACGGUUGUUCCCCGGUUGCUCGAGUUGAUUGACAACACUACCAACUGGUACAUUCGUUUUAACCGGAAGCGUUUAAAGGGUGAGAACGGCGUCGAUGAUACCCUGCACGCCUUGCACACCCUCUUUGAGGUUCUCUUCACUUUGGUCCGAGGACUUGCUCCGUUCACACCUUUCAUCACCGACACCAUCUACCAGAAACUCCUCCCUCACAUCCCUGAAUCUCUUCGUGGUGAAGACGACCGGAGUGUUCACUUCCUUCCUUACCCCGAAGUUCGGGAGGAGCUCUUCGACGAAGUUGUUGAGAGACGGGUGGCACGAAUGCAGAAGGUCAUUGAGAUGGGUCGUAUCUCUCGUGAGCGCCGCUCCAUUGGUCUUAAGUCGCCCCUGAAGACCCUGGUUGUCAUCCAUCAAAACCAGCAGUACCUCGAUGAUGUGAAGUUCCUGGAGCCAUACAUCCUCGAGGAGCUGAACGUCCAGGACCUCGUCCUGUCGUCGGACGAGGAGAAGUACAACGUCCAGUACAGUGUGACUGCCGACUGGCCCACCCUGGGUAAGAAGUUGAAGAAGGACGCCCAGAAGGUGAAGAAGGCGCUGCCUUCGCUCACCAGCGACGACGUGAAGCGGUUUGUGAACGAGAAGAAGAUCCUCGUUGAUGGCAUUGAGCUCGUGGAGGGCGAUCUCGUCGUUAAGCGGGGUGUCAAGGAGGAUGCUACAUCUCAGGGCUUGGAGCCCAACGCAGAUGCUGAUGUCCUGACCAUCCUCGACGCCAAUCUGUACCCCGAGCUUGCGGAGCAAGGAUUGGGCCGUGAGAUCAUCAACCGUCUCCAGCGUCUCCGUAAGAAGGCCGGUCUGGUCCCUACUGAUGACGUGAAGAUGGAAUACGUUGUCCUCUCGGACCCUGACCAAGUUGGUAUUGACAAGGCUUUCGAGAGCCAGUCCCAGGCCAUCGUCAAGGCUGUUCGCCGGCCAUUGGAGAAGCACGAGGGCAAGGAACCUAGUGCUGAUGAGGAGGGCAUGAUCAUGCAAGAGGAGCAGGAGGUGCAAAAAGCCACGUUCUUGUUGAGACUGCUGAAGCUGUAA